AUGCCCACGGCGUCUCGGUCCCACCUUAAAGGCCGGUCCUUCAAGGUGGACCUUGUUCAACGCAGCAACUAUGCCCCCCAUGGUCCCACUGCUCUACGCAAAGCAUACCGCAAGUUUGGCAUCACUUCGACUGAGUCCUCCGGCACUGAGCUGAGCGACUUCAAGCUCCUCGACACCAGCGGCCUCACUACCGUGAAGAGUGCCGCAGAAGCCUCGUCUGAUUCUGAACAGUCGGGCGCCGUGAGCGCCGCUUCAGUCAAUGGUGACCAGGAAUUUGUUUCGCCCGUCAGCAUUGGCGGCCAAACCCUCCCAAUGAACUUUGACUCCGGAUCUUCUGAUCUGUGGGUAUUGAGCUCCCGUCUCCCAGCCUCUCAGAAGCAGGGCCGAACAGUAUUCGAGGUGGAUAACUCGACCACAUUCAAAGAGGUCCAGGAUGGCACAUUCAGCAUCUCAUACGGCGAUAGCUCCCGCGCAUCUGGUUUAUUGGGCAAAGACACCGUCUCGAUCGGCGGCGUGGAAUUCAAAGAGCAAACAUUCGGCCUCGCAACCGAAGCAUCCGACGUUUUCAUCGACGACACAGCAUCAAACGGACUCGUCGGCCUAGGCUUCUCUUCUCUCAACACAUUCAAGCCCGGUCCCCAGAAGACAUUCUUCGAGAACGUCGCCCCAACCCUCGACGAACCACUAUUCACCGCCAGACUCCGCCCCAAUGGCGUCGGCCAGUAUGAAUUCGGUAGAAUCGACAAGAGCAAGUACUCCGGCAAUCUGGUCAACGUCAGCGUGGAUUCUUCUGAAGGAUUCUGGCAGUUCCAGUCUUCUCAAUACGCCAUCGGCGGCGGUGCCUUCAACCCCAUCACCCAAACAACCAAGGCCAUCGCCGACACAGGUACCUCGCUCCUGCUGAUCAGCCCCGAGGUCGUGCAGGCCUACUACGCCAAGGUCGCCGGCGCCGUGUACGCUGGUAAUGUCCAGGGUUGGAUUUUCCCUUGCAAGUCGGAUUUGCCCAGUCUUUCCAUUGCAAUUGGCAACGACUACGCCGCGACGAUCCCCGGGCCGUUGAUCAACUAUGCCCAGAUUGGCACAAACACGACCACUGGUGCAACCCUUUGCUAUGGUGGCGUCCAGUCCAACUCCGGCGGUUCGAUGUCGAUCUAUGGUGAUGUGUUCCUGAAGGCCCUCUUUGUGGUCUUCGAUCAGCGAGGUCCUUCUCUGGGAUUCGCGACUCCCAUCUAG
This is a messenger RNA of Penicillium canescens, 1233 nucleotides long. RefSeq names its product pepsin-like aspartic protease. The transcript has 3 exons. Bases 1 to 1233 code for a protein of 410 amino acids. Gene Ontology annotation, molecular function: aspartic-type endopeptidase activity. Gene Ontology annotation, biological process: proteolysis. The record is from RefSeq and is a predicted model, not a curated record. Lineage: Eukaryota; Fungi; Ascomycota; Eurotiomycetes; Eurotiales; Aspergillaceae.